CUCCUCUUCUUCUUCUUCUUCUUCUUCUGCUGCUUCUUCUUCUUCUUUGUUUGUUCACAUUACCCAUUACUCCAUUCACUUUGUCCCUUCUCUUUUAUUUUCUUCUAACUCAAAAAACCCCAUUGUUUUUUGCUUUCUCUUUCUCUGUUUCACUUCAUUUUUUCUGAUGGUUUUGUUAGUUGGGAGAUAUUUUACAAGUGAAGGCAUGAGAAAAAAGGUUCAUUUCGAGCUCAGCCUCAGUGUCGUUUGCUUACAACUGUUUCUCCUGUCCUUUGGUUGCCUGAAAUCGUGUUCCAGCCCUUUAGACUUUAACAACUAUCAUGAAUUGGUACAUCAACAAAAUGAUGAUAUGCUUCCUCAGAUAUCCCCCAGUGGAACACCUCAGCCUUUUCUUCCUCUUCUUGCACCGUCACCUUUGGCACCGUAUACAAAUACAACUUCCCCGAAAUUAUCAGGAAUGUGUGCGUUGAACUUUACGGCUGCUGAGGGCCUGAUGAGUACCACAUCAAUAGAUUGCUGGUCUGUUUUUGCACCAUUGCUGGCUAAUGUGAUUUGCUGCCCACAGUUGGAAGCAACCCUUGCAAUUCUCAUUGGUCAAUCGAGUAAAGAUACCAAUUUGCUCGCUUUGAAUGGAACCACUGCCAAACAUUGCUUGUCAGAUAUUGAGCAGAUUUUAGUGGGCCAGGGUGCAAAUGACAGUUUGAGGCAGAUAUGCUCGAUCCGUUCAACAUAUCUUACUGAAGCAUCUUGCCCUGUAAAAGAUGUUGAUGAAUUUGAGAGUACUGUCGACACUUCCAAGUUGCUUGCUGCUUGCGAGAAAAUCAAUCCUGUGAAAGAAUGCUGUGAGCAAAUUUGUCAGAACGCCAUAUUAGAAGCUGCUACAAAGAUUUCGUUGAAAGCUUCUGAUCUUUUGAGCAUGGCUGGAUCGCAUGUCUUACCUGAGCACUCAAGUGAGGUCAAUGAUUGUAAAAAUAUUGUGCUCCGCUGGCUAGCAAGUCAACUUUCUCCUGCUCAUGCUAAGGAAGUUCUCAGGGGACUGUCUAAUUGCAAAGUUAACAAAGUUUGUCCCUUGGUUUUCCCUGACAUGAGACAUGUUGCGAAGGAUUGUGGGAAUGAGGUAAGUAACCCGACUGCAUGCUGUACAGCCAUGGAAAGCUAUGUGUCCCACUUGCAAAAGCAGAGCUUCAUUACCAACUUGCAAGCUUUGGAUUGUGCUACAUCAUUGGGAAUGAAAUUGCGAAAAUCAAAUAUUACCAGAGAUGUGUACAGUCUGUGCCAUAUAAGCCUCAAGGACUUCUCCCUCCAAGUCGGUAAUCAAGAGUAUGGAUGCCUUUUGCCAAGUAUGCCCUCCGAUGCUGCGUUUGACACUUCUGGGAUCAGCUUCCUUUGUGAUCUCAAUGACAAUAUUCCCGCCCCAUGGCCGAAUACAUCUCAAGUGUCAGCUUCAUCAUGCAAGACAACCGUCAAGAUUCCUGCACUUCCUGCAGCCACAUCCGCGCAAAGUGGUCUUUACAUUGAUGAUGCCAUGCUCAUUAUGUUCCUCGUUUCCUCAAUGCUUCUUAUGAAGUUCUUGUAAAGAAAGUCUGCUUCGGGAAGGAUGCUAUUGGAUGAGUGCCUUAAAAAUAGCUCGUCCAUAAGGAAGUCAUCCCAGUCAGCGGAGGACCUUUUUUUGGCAUUAGGAAGAGAAACUUUGAUUGUUGUUUGUGUUUCAGGUCAUAUGUUAUUGAUUAGUGAUUCUUGCUUGCUUGUAUAAUAAGAUUCUUGUAAAGGAAUUUUUAGGAAGGGUGAGAAGGAACGUUAUAUUGUAACUAGUAACUACGACAAAAUCAGAUUAGCAUGAAAAAGAUUCGGAUUGCGAAUUGCAGCCACAAAUAUAUUUAUAUAUAUAUAGAAAAUUUUGUUUU
This is a messenger RNA of Morus notabilis, 1904 nucleotides long. RefSeq lists its product as uncharacterized. Gene Ontology annotation, cellular component: plasma membrane. NCBI's taxonomy places the organism in Eukaryota, Viridiplantae, Streptophyta, Magnoliopsida, Rosales, Moraceae. The record is from RefSeq and is a predicted model, not a curated record. The transcript is spliced from 8 exons. The coding region runs from base 167 to 1576 and encodes 469 amino acids.